This is a messenger RNA of Penaeus chinensis, 606 nucleotides long. RefSeq lists its product as uncharacterized. Lineage: Eukaryota; Metazoa; Arthropoda; Malacostraca; Decapoda; Penaeidae. Gene Ontology annotation, biological process: innate immune response; central nervous system formation; regulation of Toll signaling pathway. Gene Ontology annotation, cellular component: extracellular region. The transcript is spliced from 3 exons. Bases 1 to 606 code for a protein of 201 amino acids. The record is from RefSeq and is a predicted model, not a curated record. Gene Ontology annotation, molecular function: Toll binding; growth factor activity.
AUGCGAUAUGCCUAUACCAUGGUGGCAGGAGCGCCAGCUGGCAGUCCCAACCUCAUGGUUUCGCUGUGUUUGGUUGUCGUAGUUCUAGCCGACCAGAGCUCACACGUCAGCAUCAGCAUCGGCGGUGCUCCUGCUGUCUGCCAUCAUAGCUCCCCUCACCACGCACGGCCUUCCCGUGCAACACUUCGAGAAACUUCUCUCCCUCUAUGCUGGGAGAAGAGCACCGAGUUGUCUGUGGAGCAACCAAACACCCUGGAAAAGGAAACUUACUUGUGCCCAUCAGAGACCGCUUACGUCAGGCCCCUUCGUGCCAAGAACACCGAGGACAAAUGGCGUGUCAUCAUUGUAAAUAAUGUCGUUGCCCAUUAUCAGACUCUUACUCAGACUACACGCAUCGAAGAGUGUCUCACUUCCGCCGAUGCAUGUCCUCUGAUGCCUGACUGCUACGAGUCCAAAUGUCUGCAGAAGUCCAUCUACCACCGUUUCCUCGUCUACGACCCCUAUGAUCAGUACUUCCCCUUCGCCAUCGAGACAUUCAAGCUUCCCGCCAGCUGUGCUUGUCUCUUGGGGGCCUACACCAUCGAUCACUUGUCUCCAAACCACUGA